GCCCCGGCCCCGGCCCGGCACCAUGAGCAGCGCCGCGGAGCCCCACAGCGACAGGAAGCUCCUGAAGCCGCUCAUGGAGAAGCGUCGUCGCGACCGCAUGAACCGCAGCCUCGAUCGGCUCCGGCUGCUGCUGCUGGCAGCCACCUGUGACGAGCGUCUCCGAAACCCCAAGGUGGAGAAGGCCGAAAUCCUGCAGAAAACGGUGCAGUUCCUGCGGGCACAGCCCCUCUCAGAGCCCUCGCGGACAGAGGAGCUGUUCCUGCGGCGCUACCGCAGCGGUUACCGGGAGUGCUUGGCUCGCGCCGCUCGUUUCCUGCAGGCCGUUCCAGUGGAGCCUCCGUGUCCGGGUCUGGGUCCCGUACCCGUCUGUCCCCCACCGCUCAUCGCCGGCCCCACCGACACCCCCGGGCCCUCCGGCCGCCAUGGACUGCCUGCGCCGCGGGUGGGGCCCAGCUGCCCCAGUUACCACAGUUAUGGGCCUGGUUACGACAACUUUGGGCCUACUCCGGGGCCUAGUCUGGGGCCUACUCACAGGCCUAACUGUGGCCUUGGUUACCGCCCCGGUGACGGCCCCGGUUGCCCCGGUGACGGCGCCGGUUGCCCCGGCGAUGGCCCCUGUUGCCCUGAUGAUGGCCCUGGUUGCCCCGGCGACAGGUCCGGGUGUCCUGGUUACCACGGUUACGGGCCUGAUCUGAGGCCUGGUCUCAGGCCUACUUUCGGGCCUACUUUCAGGCCUAGUUUGGGGCCCAGCCUGGGCCCCCAGCAUGGCCCCAGUCGUGGCCCUGGUUGCGGCCCCAGCGGCCACGAGGACUCACAGCGGCGCUGCGCCAAGGAAGAGGCGCCGAGGGAGAGCGGGGGGCCGCUGGGGCCGCCCUGCCGCGUCUGGAGACCCUGGCCCUGAGCCAUGAGGGGCGGCUGCGCGUCCCCCC
This is a messenger RNA of Grus americana (Whooping crane), 929 nucleotides long. Its product is annotated as transcription factor HES-7-like. Gene Ontology annotation, molecular function: RNA polymerase II cis-regulatory region sequence-specific DNA binding; DNA-binding transcription factor activity, RNA polymerase II-specific; protein dimerization activity. Gene Ontology annotation, cellular component: nucleus. NCBI's taxonomy places the organism in Eukaryota, Metazoa, Chordata, Aves, Gruiformes, Gruidae. Gene Ontology annotation, biological process: anterior/posterior pattern specification; regulation of neurogenesis; regulation of transcription by RNA polymerase II. The record is from RefSeq and is a predicted model, not a curated record. The transcript has 4 exons. The coding region runs from base 23 to 901 and encodes 292 amino acids.